Trichobilharzia szidati is the source of this 951-nucleotide messenger RNA. Lineage: Eukaryota; Metazoa; Platyhelminthes; Trematoda; Strigeidida; Schistosomatidae. The record is from the annotation of a GenBank genome assembly.
AUGGAAGAAUUGGCUCUGAUCACUCACGCCGAUGCCAAUGCCGAACGGUUCUCGUCCAAGAUACUUCUUUGUAAUUAUCUCAGUGAGCUCUUCCCAAACCGUUCUACCGAGGCGAUAAAACGACGCCUGCAGCGCCUAGGAUGGCAAGAUAUGCUUCCAUCUUCAUCCUCAUGUCUCUCGUCGUCAACAGAACAGUCUUCAAUGAGUCCCAGCACCACCACCACUUCAGAGUCGCGUAGCAGACCUAAUACAAGAUUCUGGCUGCCUCGAGAAGACGCUCGACUUACUCUCACAGCCUCUUGCCUCGACUCUCAACUGCUACGUCCCUUUCAAUUCUACGCAGCGUUGCAUGAAGUCCUCCAAAAUCGUUCAAGAGACGCCAUCAGUAGACGACUGACCACACUUGGAUGGUCACGAAUGUAUGAACCAAAUCUUCCGGUUAUCGUCCUAGAUCCCUCCCUUGCAAACUCCUUGUCUGUCCAAGUUAACAACGAGGCUCCAGAGCAGCUUGCAAACCAACAGCCCUCACCUUCAUCCCUCCUCUUGUCUUCUGAUUCGGAAUUGCCUUCAAAUUCCCCAUCUUCUAACCAUCCUCGUGCUUUACUUUCACAAAACUUAUCAAUGUUCUCUGAGGAGGAAAUUAUAGACGCCUCCUCAGUGAAUAUUGAUAAGUUUUGUGAAAGUAAAGCACGAGGAUGGUUAGAAGAUGGGGAAUUUGAAGGCAAUUCCGAAUCAGAAGACAAGAGGAGGGAUGAAGGUGAGGGCUGUUGGUUUGCAAGCUGCUCUGGAGCCUCGUUGUUAACUUGGACAGACAAGGAGUUUGCAAGGGAGGGAUCUAGGACGAUAACCGGAAGAUUUGGUUCAUACAUUCGUGACCAUCCAAGUGUGGUCAGUCGUCUACUGAUGGCGUCUCUUGAACGAUUUUGGAGGACUUCAUGCAACGCUGCGUAG